Molecule: messenger RNA, 3156 nt
Organism: Planococcus citri (citrus mealybug)
Lineage: Eukaryota; Metazoa; Arthropoda; Insecta; Hemiptera; Pseudococcidae
Product: myosin-2 heavy chain, non muscle-like
Exons: 16
Coding region: 257-2974 (905 amino acids)
Source: RefSeq, a predicted model, not a curated record
UGAACGUGUUUCGUGAUGCGGUAAUUUUUUGCGCCUUUUGAAUUUUUUGAGUUUGAUGAACUUUUGAAUUUUUGACUGUUGAGAAAAAUCUUGUUCCGGUGAAAAAGAUAACGAUUUUCCAACUGUUUUGAGAGAAAAUCGUAAAAAUGAACUGUUUUACGUUGAUUUUAUUGCAUAAGUGCAUCAAGUGACUAGUGUUUUCGAUGAUGUUUUACGAUUGGUGUUACUAAUGAUUGUGUAACAAGAAUAAACCGAUAUGGGAACUGAUGAUGGAUCAGCUUUAGAAAGUCGUAUUCGCUUUCUACAAAAUCAGAUCAUCGAUUUAGGAUACAAAUAUGAAGUCUCGCCUGACUCUUUGCCGUUACUCGAAGCCUUGGUGGCUGAUCUGUUCCAAACCACCGACAGCUUGAAGCAUUAUAAGGAGCUUUCUCAGGGUUGUCUGCAGGCUUGUCAAGAGUUGGAGACAUUUGUGGAUGCUUAUAAGAAAGAUAACGCUCGUUUAAUUGCGGAAUUGAAUUCUUUAAAUUUGAAUACAAUCACUGAUAAAUCUUCGUAUGAAAAAAAAAUCAUAGAUUUAGAAAAACAAAUACAGCUGUUGAAGAAUCAAAAUGUUAACGAUGGAAAGCAUUGCUCGAAGAGUAAUUUUAGUCGUAGUAACACGAGAGUCGUCACUUGCAAAAGUAGCAAUGAGAAGUGUGACUUCUGUGCGAGGUUACUGCAAAAUAAAGAUAAUGAGAUUAAACAGCUUCAUUGCGAAAUACUAAGAUUGAAUAAUUUGUUAUCUGGUGGAAGACCUAUAGAUGUUUUAUUCAAACAAGAGCAAAAUCGAAGAUACGUUGAUCCGGAAUCGUGUUGCAUGCUUCGAAACGAUGCGAAAUUUCAACACUUGAUGAGUGUUUUACACAACGAACACGAAGCUAAAUGUCAUGCGGUGAAACACAUCGAACAUUCCGACAAGUUGAUCGAGCACCAGCAUCAAAAGUUACACGAUGAAAUUAACCGUCUUAAAAAUUCGUGUAAAAAUUUAGAAGACCUGAAAUCCGAAUUGGAAAAAGAAUUAAAAUCUUUGCGACAAACGAAUCAACAUUUGGAAUCUACUAAUGAAAAAUUUAAAAAAGAAGUGUCCGAGCUUCUCAAGCGUAACGAAGAAUAUCAAACUAAGCAGACUGAUAGAGAACGUCAGUUGGAAGCGAUUAAUUCAAACCUCGAUAAAGAAUUAUUGGAAUUGAAACGUUCUAGUCAAGAAAAAUCAGCCGAAAAAUCUCAUAUCGAAAAUCAGUUGAAGAAAUGCGUAGAUGAAAAGAAACACUUGUCAAACAGAGUGCAUGAACUGAGCGUAACAGAAAAAGAUUUGACCAUAGAAAUCAGCAGGCUAAGCAACAUCAACGCCAUCCAUAAAAGACAUAUUUUAGAAUUAGAAAACAAACUACUGGAAGUUUAUCAGACCAAAGAAAAAGAAGAACUGACUUCGAGGUUUGACCUUCUCAUAAACAAGAAACCUCUCGAAAAAAGAUCAGUUGUGAAUAAAACGGUGCAAUCUAAACUAAAUAAAGGACGUUUCAAGAAUCCGUCGAGUCAGCAAAGUACCGCUAGUGAUAGUAAAGUUACCGAAAAUAAAUUAUUACCUUAUAUUCGCGAUACUCGGGAAAAAUAUCAAAAACAAGUCAACGACAUCCAAGAAUCCGACAACGACGUACUUUCCUUUGUGAAAAGACUAGAAGAAGAAACCAGACUAAGUGUCGAAUCAGCUAGAGCUGUCCAAAGGCAACUAGAAUCGCAAUUGGAAUCUACUCUAAAACAAUUAGAACUGACAGAGAAGCAAAAAAAUGACUUCGAAAGAGAACUUCUUAUUAUGAAAGAUACAAAUGCCUCCGUUGAAGAACAAUUAGCUUAUAAAGAGUCUAGGAUAUCUCAUUUGGAGCAACUUGUGGCCAAUGUUCAAAAACAAGUCGAAUCUUCAUCUGCAACAAGCACUGCAUCGAGGAACGCUGAAGAAAUUCAUCGAAAAUCACUGUUAGAACUGGAACGUUUACGAAACCAAGUUAAAGAAUUGGAAAAAGUCAAAGAUAGUUUGCAAAUUGACAACAGAAAGUUACAAAACGAAAUGGCUACAUUAACGCAAGAUUACCUCUCGUGUAAAACUGAAAUGGAAAAGGCGAAGAAAGAAACUCAAGAUAUGAGAAACCAAAUGCACGAUUAUAUUGCCAAAGUUCGUGCAGCUGAAGAAACGUUGCAGCAAAAGGAUAAAGAACGAUCAGAUAUGUUGGAUCAUUUCCGUACACUGACCAUCGAAGCUACUCAGCUAGAAAGUAAUAAUCAAAGCUUGGAAAGUGAAGCCAGAUCUACUCGAAAUGCUUUACGUAAUGCCGAAUCUAAAAUCGCCGAUUUACAACACGUCAUACAGAAUAAAGACGCUCUCAUUAACGGAUAUGAAGAACAACUUGGCGAACUUACUAAAACGGUGGCCAAUCUCGAAACGCAAAUUUCCAAUUUAACCGAUCAUCGAGACAGAUUGAAAAUGAAUUUAGAUUCGUGCGAAGAAUUACGCAGCCAAAUCGAUAGCGACAGGGAUAACUUAUCUUCAACCGUAUCUUCGGUUAAAAUGUCCAAUAAAAAGAUGGAAAAAGAACUUCUGAGACUUCAAACAGAGAACCAAUGUUUGCAAGAACAAAUAUCCAAUGAGAAAAUAAACGUGAAUACGUUGGAAAAAUUACUUUCAAAAGCCAGAGAGAAUAAAUUCGACCAUAAUAUAUCAAUUUCUGAGUUACAAGAAGAAAUACGAGGGCUUAAAGCUAAUAUUAAAUGUUUACAAGAAUCAUUGGAAGGUCUUGGCAAGAAACUUCGAACUAGCCAGAACGAAGCUGCUGAGUAUCAAAGGCAGGUUGUUCAGCUAAAUAGAGAUUUAACAAAUUUGCAAUUUGAACGAAUUCGUAAUUCCGCAAAUAAUGAUACCAUUAACUAUAGCACGUUGUAAUAAUUCCAAUUGUACAGAUUAUUUUAUUUUCCUUUGCAUUUUUUUUUUAUAAUAUGUAUCCUGGAAGCUCCUCGAGUCUCCGAAGUGAGCGACGUUGUGAUAUUAAAGAACACGUGUAGUAUAUUAUACAGAUAAUACAACUUUUUUGUACUUUAAUUUUUAAAUAAAUUUUUACUAUUCGA